AUGAAGGUUUUUAUCACUGGAGGCUCCGGAUACAUUGGUUCAGUUGUUGUUCCUCUUCUUCUUGAUGCAGGACACUCUGUAUUGGCACUUGCUAGAUCGCCAGAAUCGGCUGCUAAAUUGAAUGCUUUUGAGAAUGUUGAAGUAGUGCAAGGAGAUUUGAAUGACGUUGAAGUCUUGAAAGAAGCUGCUUCUCGGAGUGAUGCUGUGAUCCAUUUGGGCUUUAACCACGACUUUGCUAACUUCGCUAAGAGUGCUCAGACUGAUUUGGACGCCAUUAAGGCCAUCGGAGAGGUGUUGGCAGGAACAGGAAAGGCAUUCAUUGGAACGAGCGGCACAGGAGUUGCCAUAGGCGUUCCAGGUGUAUUGAAGGAAGACUUCCGCCCGUCCAACACCAUGAUUCCCAGAGUUGAGCUGGAGAAGGUCCUUUUGGCUUUGAAGGACGUUGGUGUCAGGUCCCUGGUGGUGAGGUUGCCAUUUACCGUGCAUGGACCAGGUAAAAAGGGUUUCAUUCCUACUUACGUGGAAAUUCUGAAGAGCUUGGGAGCUGCUGAAUAUGUAGGAGACGGCAACAACAAGUGGCCCGCCGUGAACUUGGCUGAUGCUGCUCUGUUGUAUAAGCUCGUGUUGGAAAAAGGUACUGCUGGAUCCAUUUAUCACGGGAUUGGGGAGCAGGGAAUUCCAUUCAAGGAUAUUGCCGCCGAGGUAGCCAAGGGAUUGAACGUUCACACCAAGUCCAUUCUGAAUGCGCAGGCCCAAGAAGAUUACCUGUGGUUGGCAAUGUUUGUCCUGGCCGAUGUUCAGGCACUGAGUGAAGCCACCCAGAAGGAGUUGGGUUGGAAGCCGGUGCAUGGUGGCUUGUUUGAAGAUAUUAAGGUGUAUACGUCUUAG
This is a messenger RNA of Sungouiella intermedia, 888 nucleotides long. The record is from the annotation of a GenBank genome assembly. NCBI's taxonomy places the organism in Eukaryota, Fungi, Ascomycota, Pichiomycetes, Serinales, Metschnikowiaceae.